Molecule: messenger RNA, 837 nt
Organism: Gloeophyllum trabeum ATCC 11539
Lineage: Eukaryota; Fungi; Basidiomycota; Agaricomycetes; Gloeophyllales; Gloeophyllaceae
Product: acyl-CoA N-acyltransferase
Exons: 4
Coding region: 80-802 (240 amino acids)
Molecular function (GO): acyltransferase activity, transferring groups other than amino-acyl groups
Source: RefSeq, a predicted model, not a curated record
CUGAGUCAAAGGCUGUAUAUUUCUCGACCGCUGUGGUUCCCCCUUCUGAGGUUGCAACGAGUCUCGGCUGCUUACACUAAUGUCUGCAUACGGCGCCAUCCAAACCCGCAGCCGACCCGACACUGUCCUGCCUUCCACAGCAUGGACGGUCCAAUCCAAGGACGGAGCCACAACAGGCUACGUGACCAUUCACCACCUCAACCUCGCCCAUGCACAGGCCUUCGAGGACCUGCUCGACUACCUAUGGCACGUCUUCGCGGAGGAGGUGGACGGCGGGCUCACGUACCCGCAGGAGGUCGCGCCCGGGGAGGUAUACACGCGCGAGGCGUUCGAGGCGUAUUUCUUCGCUGCCGAUGUCUUCGUCGCGAUCGUAGGAGACGGUGAUACCAGUCAGAUUGAUACGGUAGAGGACGGCCGUGAGGUUGCGCUUGGGCUCGGUGAAGCGAAGGGCGCGCGAGAGUGGCGGGACUGUGUGGCAGGAUUUUACUACGUGAAGCCCAAUUAUCCCGGACGAUCAUCUCAUAUCUGCAACGCCGGCUUCGUGAUACCCCCCACCCACCGCGGGCGGCGGUACGGCCCCGUGCUCGGCCGCUCCUACCUGCACUACGCGCCGCAGCUGGGAUACCAAGCGAGCGUGUUUAACCUUGUCUACGUGACCAACGUCGCGUCUGUCCGGAUAUGGGAAGCGCUCGGGUUCAGCAAGGCGGGGCGGAUACCCAAGGCGGGGAGGCUGAAGAGCAAGGAUGGCGAGGGGGAGGAAUACGUCGACGCAUGGGUAUUUUACAAGAGCUUCUCGAAUUGAUCGAACGUUUCAAGCUGCAUUUGGAAGCGAACGCA